AUGGCCGCGUCGUCAAAGAGGAAGGUGACGUAUUUCCACGAUGCCGACACGAUGGGCUCCUACUACUACGGCCCGGGCCAUCCGAUGAAGCCGCACCGGCUGGCGAUGACGCAUAACCUCAUCCUCUCGUACCACCUCUACCGGAAGAUGGAGGUGUGCCGGCCGCACCUCGCCACCGACGAGGAGAUGCUCCAGUUCCACGCCGCGGAGUACGUCGACUUUCUGCGGCGAGUGACGCCGGACAACCAGCCCGACUUCUCGAAGCAGCUGCAGCGCUUCACCGUCGGCGACGACUGCCCCGUCUUUGACGGCCUGUACGACUACUGCCGCCUGUACACGGGAGGCUCGAUCGACGGCGCGAUGCGCCUCAACGCUGGCACUGCCGACGUCGCGAUCAACUGGGCGGGCGGGCUGCACCACGCGAAGCGAUCCGAGGCGUCCGGCUUCUGCUACGUCAACGACAUCGUGCUCGCGAUCCUGCAGCUGCUCAAGGUGCACGCUCGCGUGCUCUACCUGGACAUCGACAUCCACCACGGCGACGGCGUCGAGGAGGCCUUCUUCACGACGGACCGCGUGAUGACCGUCUCCUUUCACAAGUACGGCGACUUCUUCUUCCCCGGCACCGGCGACGUCAAGGACGUCGGCAUCAGGGCGGGCAAGUACUAC
Messenger RNA from Emiliania huxleyi CCMP1516, 666 nucleotides. RefSeq names its product DNA-lyase. The transcript has a single exon. The annotation marks the transcript as partial. Lineage: Eukaryota; Haptophyta; Isochrysidales; Noelaerhabdaceae. Gene Ontology annotation, molecular function: histone deacetylase activity. The record is from RefSeq and is a predicted model, not a curated record.